This is a messenger RNA of Paramecium primaurelia, 369 nucleotides long. Lineage: Eukaryota; Ciliophora; Oligohymenophorea; Peniculida; Parameciidae. The record is from the annotation of a GenBank genome assembly.
AUGAACAUAAUUCACAUGAUGAAGAAUUCAAUUGAUUUGAGUGAAAUAUCAUUAAAUCUAAUACAGUUUCAUUUAAUUAUGCAAAUUAUAGUUAUAAAACAUUCAAUUUUUAAUGGUUCAUAAUAAAUUCAUUAUUGUAGUUUUAUGGACAACUUUUCAUAAAUAAAUUUGGAUUCAAUUAUUGGAAAUUUAUAAACACUUAUAUCUUAAGAGAUUUUUAAAAGAGAUAAUUAAGUUGAAAAAUCUAUAUCUGCUAUUAAUUCAAGUGAAAUGAUAAUUAAAAUUUAAUUAGAAUAAAAUUAAGAAUUAUAAAAAUUAUUAAUGAUUUUGAAUAAGUAAAUGAAUAUUUUCAAUGUUUUAAUGAUAUGA